CGGAGAGAGUCGCACGGCCAGCCAGGACCGGGGGAGGAGGCGUGUGUGUGCUCCGGCGGACAGCAGCGCGGCCAAGCGGAGAUCGACAGCAACUACUGCACACCCGCCAGAUGGGGUCGAUGCCGACGCAGUCCGUGCUGCGCGGGGAGGAGAGACCCGAGGCGGGGCGGUCAGCGCCCUUGCACCGCCUGAUGGAGGCGGGGCUGCCCGGGGCUGCCAACCUGCCGGCCGUGCUCGAAGAGGGAGGAGGCGGCAACACCGCCAGCACCACGCACGCCGAGCUGCACCGCGACGCGGCCAGGCUCGCCCGGGCCAUGGUGCGCCGCGCGGGAGGGGGGACCGCCCCGGGGGACAGGCUGGUGGCGGUGUGCAUGGAGCCGGGCAGGGAACUGCUCGUGGCGCUGCUGGCGGCGUGGAAGAGCGGCGCGGCCUACCUGCCCCUGGACCCGGGCUUCCCCGCCGCCAGGGUGCGCCACAUCCUGGGGGAGGCAAGCCCCGCGCUGCUGGUCGCCGACACGGUCGACGCGCGCCUGUACGAGGGCUUGGUGGACGCGGUGAGCUACGAGGAGCUGCGACAGGAGGCGGCCCACCUCCCCGGAGAACCCCUGGUCCAGGAGGAGAUGCUGGGACAGGGCAGCAUCGCGCUGGUGCUCUACACGUCCGGCAGCACGGGAGUGCCCAAGGGCGUGCGGCUGUCGCACCGCGCCGUGCUGAACCGCCUGGCGUGGCAGUGGCGGGUGUUCCCGUACGGCUCGGAGGAGCGCACCUGCGUGUUCAAGACGGCGCUGACCUUCGUGGACUCGGUGUGCGAGCUGUGGGGCCCGCUGCUGUGCGGGCGCGCCGUGCUGGUGGUGCCCCGGGAGGUGACCCGGGACCCCGAGCGCCUGGUGCGACUGCUGGAGGACCACCAGGUGGAGCGGCUGGUGCUGGUGCCGUCCCUGCUGCGUGCCGUGCUGCUGUGCCUGGAGCUGGACCCCAGGCGGGGAGGGGGAAGGCUGGCGCGCCUGCGCACCUGGGUGUGCAGCGGCGAGCCUUUGGCCCCGGAGCUGGCAUCGCGCUUCUUCCGGGCCUUCCCCGGCGGCCGCCACCGGCUCUGCAACUUCUACGGCAGCACCGAGGUCAUGGGCGACGUCACCUACCACGUGAUGGAGUCCUCCCGGGACGUGGCCAUCGCCGGCAAGGUCCCCAUCGGACGGCCGCUGGACAACACGGCGGUGUACCUCCUGGACAGCCAGAUGCAGCCCGUGGUGGCGGGGGAGGCGGGGGAGCUGUACGUGGCGGGGCUCAACCUCGCCGACGGCUAUGUCAACAACCGCGACCCGGACCGCUUCGUCAGCAACCCGCUGUCCACCGACCCGGACUACUCCCGCCUGUACCGCACUGGCGACUUCGCGCGGCUCGUCAAGGGCACGCUGCUGUACGAGGGCCGCACCGACUCCCAGGUGAAGGUGCGCGGCCACAGGGUGGACCUAUCAGAGGUGGAGCGCGCCGUCCUGUCCCUGGCGCCUGUGCAGAAGGGCAUCGCCCUCUGCUACAAGCCGGGCGAGAUCAACCAGGCCCUGGUGGCGUUCGUGACCGUGGAGGACGGUACUGUGACGGAUCAUGACCUCGAGGACAUGCUGUCGACGAGGCUGGCGUCCUACAUGAUGCCGCAGAUCGUCAUUGUCGAGAAGAUCCCACUGCUCGUGAAUGGCAAGAUAGACAGGCAGACCUUGCUGAAGGACUACGAGACAGCGCACGAGAACGGGGUGAACAACAACAGCACCAUCGAGGCGGACUACUCGGGGGUGCCGGGCAAGAAGAUGGCCGCCGCGCAGGUCCUGUUCGAGACGGUGGGCUCCGUGCUCGGCAGCAGCGUCCGCUCGGGCAUACGGCUGGGCGCGAGCUUCUACGAGCUGGGCGGCAACUCGCUCAACUCGGUGUACACCGUGACCAGGCUGCGCGAGCAGGGCUACGUGAUCGGCAUCAGCGAGUUCAUCUCGAGCGCGACCCUGGGCGAGGUGCUGGACAGGAUGCUGCCGGAGGACUCCAUAGAGUGCCACGCGGGGGUCAACCCCUCGGAGUCGCGCUUCUCCGCGCAAGCACUGCGGGACUCGCACCGACUCAACGUCACCAGGAUGAUCACGACAAGCUUCUACGAGAAGGCGGACCUGGAGAGGUGGCUGACGCCCGGCGUCGCUGUCCGAGACUACGCGGAGCUCGUGGACGCCCUGUGGGAGCCAUUGUUGCAGAAGCAGCUCAGUUUCGUGGUGGAGACGGAAGACGGGCGGCCGGUGGGCGUGGCCUUGAACUUCGACGCCCACGACGAGCCGGCCGUGGAGCUGAAGAGCAAGCUGACCAUUGUGUUCGACUUCCUGGAGCACCUCGAGGGUCCGAUAAGGGAGAAGCGGCUGCCGAGGGGCAAGGGACAGGUGCUGCACAGCUUCAUGCUGGCGACUGACGCAGCGCUGUCCGCGCAGGAGAACGUGGCCGUCGUGCAGUUCAUGGAGCAGGAGGUGCUGUCGCUGGCGAGGAGGCGGGGCUUCGCCGGGGUCUUCACCACCAACACCAACCCCCUGACCCAGCAACUCGGCACGGACGUCUACGGCUACCAGACGCUCCUCGAGUACCAGGUGAACGCGUACGCGGCGCCGGACGGCUCCAGGCCGUUCGCGGCGGCCCCCGACGAGCAGAAGGUGGUCGUGUCCUGGCGUCGGUCCUGAGCGGGACGCCCCUGGGGGCUCUCCUGCCGGCCGCUCGGCCGGGCACCCGCCCCCUCUCGCCGGUCGCCAGAACGCCGGUCGCUUGCCGAGAAGAAGAGUCACGCAAAAACACUUGGGGAUGCGCCCGAGAUGCUCCCGCCGGGAAGUCGCGAUCGCCCCGUUUCCGAUCGAUCCGGAACUCGUAUAAAAAUCUAGGUUUAUGUGAUUGAGUCGUCGAGUCGUCAUGUCUGCCAACCGCGGGGGAUUUUUUAUUUUUUUUUAAAUGCGAAUCUAACGAAACACACUUUUAGAAGUAUGCGUUCUGAAAACAAGUACAUACGAAGUGAACGUAACAGUAACAACGCCAAAAUACGUCACGGUGCAAUAAAUUACUCACUUCUCAUUUCACUCUUGUUAUGCGGAACUUUGAUGAGCAUCUACUACUACUACUUACACAUACUGGAUAAUUUUUACCAAAAAAAAAAAAUAAUUUAAAUUCCCCCAAUUCUGGCUAUGAUUAUAUGUUACAGCAUUAAACAGGAAUUGAAAUAAAUUGGAAUCGGGAGUAAUAAAAUUCUGGACUAGUUCGAACCGUAUUCAAGUUUAUAAAUUGGAACGGCAUAUCCCUAUAAAAAUAGAGCUCUCACGCAUAGCUAGUGCAGGGAGGAGGGAAGGGGGAAGUUUUGGACUAUGGGGCAAUCCACAAAACCUUGAUGUUUCAGGUCGCAACUCUGAUGACACUAGCACGCACUGUGCGUGAGACUAUGGAACAAGACUGCCGCACGUAUCUUGCGCAGUUUUCAUAACAACCUCAACAGCAGGGCAGCGAACUGAAAACAAUCGCCUUGAAAAAAUUCAGCCUUUGCAAAGAAAUUAUUAUGGUUUUUCAAAGCCAUUUUACACUUUUCAAAACUGGAUAUAUAUAUAUAUUUUUGUAUUUACAAUUUUAGGAUUUACGAUAUCACUUAUUUAUUUAUUAACUAGAGCCUUGAAUAAAGACUGUCAAUUAUUUAGAGAUACAGGCAAAUAAGUUACGUGCCUAUCUUUUAUUCUUGGAUAUUUUCACAUUAGUGUAGCAUAUACACGUGUACAAAAAACUUGGGUCAGUGUUUCAAAAGAAUAUCUUGAAGCUUUGUAAUAUAUGCUCACUUAAGAAAAAUCUACAUACCCUUACACUUGCACCAAACAUACAAGUGUUGUAAUGGGUGGAAGAAAAAAAAAAUAUAUAUAUAUAUAUAUAUAUUUAUCUGUUGACUAUUUAAGUUAUAAAAGGUGAAAAAAUUGUGAUAGAAGGUUGGUGAUAUUUCUGCUCAUACUUCGUAUAAUCUGCCUUGUGAACUUUUUUUAUGUUCUGCUCUAUAUUUACUGAAUAGUUGUUACAUGUAGAUGUGUACA
Bacillus rossius redtenbacheri is the source of this 4076-nucleotide messenger RNA. It is a transcript of the gene e, whose product is annotated as beta-alanyl-bioamine nonribosomal peptide synthetase ebony. NCBI's taxonomy places the organism in Eukaryota, Metazoa, Arthropoda, Insecta, Phasmatodea, Bacillidae. Bases 111 to 2702 code for a protein of 863 amino acids. The record is from RefSeq and is a predicted model, not a curated record. The transcript is spliced from 15 exons.